GAUACCAAUCUGACGGCGGAUCUUGCAAAGAUCGUGUUCGUUGAGCAAGUUCGGUAAAUAGAGAAUGAAAAUGAGGUUAUUCCUCGCUAUUAGUGUCCUGGCCGUAGUAGGGGUCUCACUGGCAGAUGAACCACGUUGUGCCCUUUCACCAACCCAAGCUAGCGGAUCAGCAGUUCAUAGCAAUGUUUUCUGCUCUGGAGACUUAAUCUUCGAAGACAACUUCGACUGGUUGGAUCAAGGCAAAUGGAAGCAUGAAGUCACUUUGGGCGGUGGUGGCAACUGGGAAUUCCAAUGGUAUGUGAAGGACAGCAGUAACUCAUACACUGAGAAUGGUGUGCUCCACAUCAAGCCAACCUUGACAUCUGAAGUCCUAGGAGAAGGAUUCCUAACUUCCGGUACUCUCAAUCUUGGUUCUGAAUGCACCAACAGUGAAUGGUGGGGCUGUGAACGUACUGGAGCACCAGACAACGUUUUGAAUCCAGUUCGUAGCGCUCGUAUUCAUACCAUUAACUCAUUCAGCUUCAAAUAUGGACGUGUUGAAAUCCGUGCUAAGUUGCCAGCUGGUGACUGGCUCUGGCCAGCUCUUUGGAUGCUUCCAAGCGAAAAUGUCUAUGGUGGAUGGCCAAGAUCUGGAGAAAUUGAUAUUAUGGAAUCACGUGGCAAUCGUAACUUGAUCUCGAAUGGAGUUCCAAUUGGCCCCGAACAAAUCGGCUCAACUUUGCAUUUCGGACCAGACUGGUCAGCUAAUGCUUGGCCAAGUGCACACUAUCAAAGAAAUUCUGGUGGCGGACAAGGUUACAAUCUCGGUUUCCACAACUACGAAUUGGAGUGGACUCCUGACCGUCUUACUUUCAAGGUUGACGGUAGUGAGUUGGGAACCGUUUGGGUUGGUAGCGGAUUCUGGGAUCGUGGCGCCUUUUCCCAAAAUGUUCCAUGGUUCGACAAUCCAUGGUGGUGGGGAGGCAAUGAUGCACCAUUCGAUCAAAAGUUUUACCUCAUCAUUAACUUGGCUAUUGGUGGUACUAACUUCUUCCCUGAUGAUGCCUGGAAUCCAGAUGGCAAACCAUGGUCCAACAAUGCACAAUUCCCAACUACUGAUUUCUGGAAUAGUCGCCACGCUUGGUUGAACAGUUGGAACUACGGAGUCAACGAUGAUUCCCACUUCCAAAUUGACUAUGUCCGCGUCUGGGCUUUGUAGAGCAAUUCUAGCCACAAACUCAAAAUAAAUAUUCUGCCUUAAAGAUUA
Messenger RNA from Hermetia illucens (black soldier fly), 1246 nucleotides. Its product is annotated as beta-1,3-glucan-binding protein-like. The coding region runs from base 65 to 1198 and encodes 377 amino acids. Gene Ontology annotation, molecular function: hydrolase activity, hydrolyzing O-glycosyl compounds. NCBI's taxonomy places the organism in Eukaryota, Metazoa, Arthropoda, Insecta, Diptera, Stratiomyidae. The record is from RefSeq and is a predicted model, not a curated record. Gene Ontology annotation, biological process: carbohydrate metabolic process. The transcript has 4 exons.